Plectropomus leopardus (leopard coralgrouper) is the source of this 733-nucleotide messenger RNA. It is a transcript of the gene rs1a, whose product is annotated as retinoschisin 1a. Lineage: Eukaryota; Metazoa; Chordata; Actinopteri; Perciformes; Serranidae. Gene Ontology annotation, cellular component: plasma membrane. The record is from RefSeq and is a predicted model, not a curated record. Gene Ontology annotation, molecular function: signaling receptor activity.
AAGAUGACUCUCUACGUGCGGCGUUUCCUGCUGGCCCUGCUCCUUCUGGGAGCUAACGUGUUCAUCAGCAGCCAUGCUCAAGAGGCGGGAGUGUCUGAGGCAUGGACCAGCAGGUCUUGCAAAUGUGACUGUGAAGGAGGAGAGUCCCCGACUGAGAUGUCCUCUAUCGGGACCGGCUCCUCCAUGGUGAGAGGAGUGGACUGCAUGCCAGAGUGUCCGUACCACAAGCCGCUGGGCUUUGAGGCCGGAUCGGUGAGUCCAGACCAGAUCACCUGCUCCAACCAGGACCAGUACACCGGCUGGUUCUCCUCGUGGCUCCCGAGCAAGGCUCGGCUCAACAGCCAGGGCUUCGGGUGUGCCUGGUUAUCUAAGUUCCAGGACAACAAUCAGUGGGUGCAGAUCGACCUGAAGGAGGUGAUGGUGGUGUCUGGGAUACUCACUCAGGGCCGCUGUGAUGCGGAGGAGUGGAUCACCAAAUACAGCAUUCAGUACCGCACAGAUGAAAAACUCAACUGGAUCUAUUACAAAGACCAGACUGGAAACAACAGGGUGUUUUAUGGAAACUCUGACCGCUCCUCAUCUGUGCAGAACCUCCUGCGGCCACCCAUCGUGGCACGCUACAUCCGCAUCCUACCCCUCGGAUGGCACACACGCAUCGCUCUACGCCUGGAGCUGCUGCUCUGCAUGAACAAAUGCAUCUGAACCUUUCCUCCCCUGCUGUCCCUGAGGCAUU